CCUCCUGGUAUCAGCAGGUAAAGGCGUGGCCCGUCAUAUUAUCUGAAAGCAACGAGAUUAAAGGACGCCGCUGGCGGCGUCUACUUUAAUCAACACAACAGAAAACAAAAUGGUGGAACAAACAAGAGAGCCGAGUCGUGUUGUCUCCCUCCAGGCUGGACCUGGUGAGGUGGACACUGACACCCUGUUUGACGUGAGCCUCAGGAUAAAUGACCAGGCUGCACGGGCCAUUGGGCAACAGUUGGCUCUAAUUGGCGAUCAGAUGGACCGGGAAUGGACCAGUAGACAACUGAACUGGCUACCAACGCCUCUAGACGUGAUAAGACCCGCUCAGGCCUUGACCAGGACAAUAUAUCGGGAUAUCCACAAUCAGUUAUGGGGCUUCCAGGGCAUGUCUGCAGCGGUGAAGGCCUGGAUAGAAAGCACUGCGCCUGGGGUGUCCAAUUUAAAACCAGUAACCUGCACUGGCUGGGCCAGAGGAGCACUGGUGACUGUGGCGCUGUUGGCUGCAGUGACCAUUUUGGGGGCCCUAUGGGUGGAAUGGAAAGCCUGAACAGGGACAUAAUCAGGCCUUUUAGGCCAUUAUAUUAUUUGACAAAAAGGGUUUGCAAGUGAAUGACAAUUAUUUCUGAUUUGUUUCUGCUGUUUACUUCAACGUCUUUUUUAUACUAUCUUAAUGACGUAUUGAAUUUUGACGCUAUAUAACCGGAAAACAGGUGAUUAAAAAAAAAAAUACUGUCAAAUUAGUCAGGGCAUGUGGAAAUUGUUAAAUUGGUUUUACAGUAUUGCCCAAGGAGUUGGCCAGCAUAUUGUAGCAGUAUCAUGUUGAUUCAAAGUUGUAUUAAUGUCAAAACGCAUGUUUCCCAUGACUGGACUGCUGCUGGCCUGCAGUUUUUUGUAUCCAGAUUAGUUUCUUACUGGUUUAAGAGGCCAACGUUUUUUUUUAUUUACAAAUUAUAUGUAGCCUUGCUUUAUAUAAAAUGAAGGGAGCUGGACUUUCUGUUUCAGAUUUGAAAAUGCUUUUUCAUGUGAUGCAAAUAAACUUCUAAAUUACAAAAUUUU
This is a messenger RNA of Etheostoma cragini (Arkansas darter), 1062 nucleotides long. RefSeq names its product BCL2 interacting killer (gene bik). Bases 110 to 553 code for a protein of 147 amino acids. The transcript is spliced from 6 exons. Lineage: Eukaryota; Metazoa; Chordata; Actinopteri; Perciformes; Percidae. The record is from RefSeq and is a predicted model, not a curated record.